Molecule: messenger RNA, 2357 nt
Organism: Spirometra erinaceieuropaei
Lineage: Eukaryota; Metazoa; Platyhelminthes; Cestoda; Diphyllobothriidea; Diphyllobothriidae
Source: the annotation of a GenBank genome assembly
AUGUUUGGUCGGAUGAUGCGUUGCGCCGGCGUCGCUGAGACGAGGCUCUGCCCAGUACGCCGUUGGACAGCUGCUGCCGGGAUAGGUUUCCGCAUCGUCUUCGCUGAGAGGCGCCCACCUACGCCGACGGAGACCGCGGACCUUCAGCAAAUACGGUCGUUCUCCACUACUAAUAUAAAGUCGUGGCUCCAUAGUGAGAUUCGGUUGCGCCAACCAGGCACACAGGCAGCCCGAUUCAAGGGGGCACUGCCUGUCCCCAAAAAGGGUAAGGGCCUAGAAAAGGUGGCCUAAAAAAGUGCUGGGCACCACGCCGUCUGCAGGCUAACCAUGGCCGCAGAUGUCCUAAACAUAGUCAAAACAAUCACAAUCGAAACAACAACAACAACAACAGCCAUACUCAUUCUCCUAAUCCUACCUCUUCCUACUCUUCCUCUGUCUAUUCUUCUGCUUAUUCUUCUCCACCUCCUUCCCGUCGUCCCACUCAGUGUCCCCAGACUGGCAGGGUGAGUUCGCUCACUCUGGCAGUCUGGAAUGUUCGUUCCCUUUAAGACAAUCCGAGGAGCAACCGACCGGAACGGAGGACAGCGCUAGUGGCCCGGGAACUGGCGCGCUACAAGGUGGACAUCACCGCACUCAGCGAGACCAGAUUCUCUGACCAAGGCCAACCGGAGAUGGUGGGUGCCGGCUACACGUUCUUCUGGAGUAGGCAACCUAAGGCAGAGCAACGAGACGCGUGUGUCGCCUUCGUCAUUCGGAACGACAUCGUGGGACGACUGCCCAGCCUGCCGCAGGGAAUCAACGAUCGCCUGAUGAGCCUCAGUCUACCUCUCCGGCGUGGAGGCAAAUUCGCCACCAUCAUCAGCGCCUACGCUCCGCCAAUGAGCAGCCCCGACGCCGCCGCAAGAGACAAAUUCUACGAUGACCUGCACGCCCUCUUGGCGACUGUGUCGAAGGAGGACAAGUUGAUUGUUGUUGGUGUCUUCAACGCCCGCUUCGGCACAGACCAUGCUGCCUGGAGAGGUGUGCUGGGUCCCCAUAUUCUCCGUGGCUGCAACGACAACGGCCUGCUGCUCCUCCGCACCUGCGCAGAACACCGCCUUAUCCUGACGAAUGCGUUCUUCUGUCUGCCGGAGCGAGAGGUGGCCACCUGGAGGCAUCCUCGAUCGCGCCAGUGGCACCUGCUGGAUUAUGUCCUCGUCAGGAGGCGAGACCAACGGGACGUGCUGGUGACAAAAGCGAUCGCGGGUGCUGACGAGUGGACCGAUUAUCGCCUCGUAAUCUCUAAGAUGCGUAUUCGCCUACAGCCUCACAGGGGACCACAAGAAACGCGAUCCCCAGGUAAGCUGAAUAUUGCCUUGUUUUCUUUGCCCGCUCACUAUCUCCAUUUCAGCAAUGAGCUAGCUCAACGGCUAGACAACCUUCCUAUCGCUGCCGCUGACGACGCCACCAUUGCCGAGAACGUCUCCGUGGAAAACCGCUGGUGUCAACAGCGAGACACGGUCCAGUCUACGGCGCUCGCCGUCCUCGGUCGCGCUACCCGCCAACACCAGGACUGGUUCGACGACAACGGCGCCGCAAUAAGAAAUAUGCUUGCUGAGAAGAACCGCUUUCACAAAGCCUACGUAGAUAACCCCACUGAGGAUACCAAAGCUGCUUUCUACUGCAGUCGCCGCCAACUCCAGCAACGACUGCGCGAGAUGCAGGACGCCUGGACUGCUCGCAAAGCUGAGGAGAUCCAAGGGUACGCGGACCGUAAUGAGUGGAAGAACUUCUUCUCUGCGAUCAAAGCUGUCUACGGUCCGCUGACAAAGGGCACUGCUCCUCUCCUCAGCGCUGACGGCAACACUCUCCUGACUGAGAAGACGCAAAUCCUACAGCGAUGGGCCGAGCAUUUUCGAGGCGUCCUCAACCGCCCCUCCGUCAUCUCCGACGCCGCCAUCGAGCGUUUGCCGCAAGUGGAGACGAAUGUGGACCUCGACCUCCCGCCAUCUCUCCAGGAGACCAUCAGGGCCGUGCAGCAGCUCUCCAGCGGGAAAGCACCCGGAUCGGACGCAAUCCCUGUUGAGGUCUACAAGCAGGGCGGUCCCCAACUGAUGGAUCACCUGACUGCGCUCUUCCAAGAAAUGUGGCGUCAAGGUGAAGUCCCGCAAGAUUUCAAAGACGCAACCAUCGUGCAUCUCUACAAGCGCAAAGGGAAUCGCCAAGUCCUCGACAAUCACCGCGGCAUCUCCUUGCUAAACAUCGCCGGGAAGAUCUUCGCUCGCAUCCUUCUCACCGCCUCAAUAAUCAUCUGGAAAAGGGCCUUCUGCCGGAAAGCCAAUGCGACUUCCGUCGUCAUCGUGGGACCACGGAUGUGA